Molecule: messenger RNA, 1570 nt
Organism: Seminavis robusta
Lineage: Eukaryota; Bacillariophyta; Bacillariophyceae; Naviculales; Naviculaceae
Source: the annotation of a GenBank genome assembly
UCGUCACAUCAUCGAUCAUGCUCAGUUAUCGGUAGUGUUCAAUCUACAUGUAGCUCUUGGUACCGGUACCACCGCCUCAGCAGCGUCCUCUGGUAGUUCAGGUUCCACUUGUCGCUGAAAGGGUUCGUAGAACUUGAAGCUUUGUCCCUCCUUUCUUUUGUCUUUCCCUCAAAGAGAAAUGUAACUCCAAGAUGUCUUGGAUUCGAAGAAAAGUGUUUGUGUCGGUGGUUUUGGUUGCCGCUCUCGCUGCCCUGCGGUUUGUAUCUCGUUCGCGCUUCCACUCUCUGAAUGGAGUUGAGAACAUCAAGAAGACUGCGGAAUCAUCCAAGAAUAAAACGUGCGACAGAAUAGACGACAAGAAGAUAUUGUCUCCUAGUUUGUUCGCCCCCUCAUAUGUCCAUCCACAUGUGAGUGAAGGGAACUCAAUGUUUAUCUGGUGGUUUAUCGUCACCGGGAACUUUGGCAACGAUCUUAGCCGCUACUACAGCUGGCGAAUACUGGCGGAACUGGGAGGAUACAAGUUCGAUUUGGCCACUCCUAUUAUGUCAUAUCACGAUUCUUUUCUCGUGUAUCUGCCAACCCAUGCGCAAGCCAAGAAACCAAAACAAAGGGUGUUGCAAAAAUUUCUCUGUGUCUGCCCCCAGGAUAUCUCGUUUGUUCAUGAGUGCGACUACGGUGUGCCGGACAUAAUUCCGACCAUUCGAGGAGAAGUCAGAAUAGCCUUGCAGGAGUAUGCAGAUGCAAAGUUCAAGACAAAACGCCUCGACAAUCCGCACGGAUGGGGAAACGAAAGGAAGCUGUUCUGGAAUUUCUUUUCGGGAGACAGCCGUCAAGAGAGCAAACGACAGAUUCUUGGACAAUUCUAUGACAAGGAUGAUUGGCUCAUUUACGAUAGGUGCCAAAUCCUAGAUCACGUUUUGCAUGGAUUUGGCACUCUGUCUGUGUACGAUGAGAUUCCAUCCAAUGGAUCUUUUACUAUCUACUCUCUCAGUGGACGCAAGGAGGGCCUGGGAUAUCUCUGUGAUGAAUUGCACGAGAUUCGGAAUGACUACAUCCGAUCACGCAACCCCAACGUUACCAUUUUAGAACUGCAGGAGAGCAACAGAAAUGUUGAUUUCGGCCGGUUGGCCAAUGCACCCAACCUCUUGCUUCCAUCCGCGGGAUCGACCUGGGCACUAUAUGCGGCAUUGGCCAAUGUGGGCGGUGUGGUCAUGGUGCCAUUCCGGACUGACAACCACCGCUUGUCCUCCAAGUUGCCGUCCAACAUAAAGGUGCUCCAAAAUGCUACAGUGAUCUACAAUCCAAAGCUCCACAAAGAAUUUGCGAAACUGCUAGGUUUCAGCGAUCCACAAUACGCCACCACACCCAAAGGGAAGGAACUCUUGUUUGACUGCUAUCGGAACUGUUGACUGUUGCACAACCCUUUGGCCAAUACGUGACAGCACGAGAAGCAGUUUGGAGUACCAUUGCCAAACUAGAAAUGUUAUCUUCACAAACGAAGGUCUUUCGAACUGGUGGACAUUGGUCCUAUCGUAACGUAGAGAUCCCUUUCUUGCGUUGUCUAUCUUAG